AUGGGAGGUCCAGCUAAUGCCGGAGGUCUGAACCUCAACAUCAAAUGGAGCGAGCACCAAUGGGCCAUACUCUACUGCUUGGUGGCAACGAUCGGUGCCUUGUGCUACGGUUACGAUACCAUCUACUACACAGGCAUCCAAGGAAUGCAAUACUUUGCCCGCGACUAUGGUGAUCAGCUAUCUGAUGGCACUUACGAGCUUGGCACCACCUUCCUCUCCGUGUCUGCCUCGAUCAUCUACGUCGGCGAAUUUGUGGGCGCACUUUUGGCAGCACCCAUCAACGACAGAUUCGGCCGCAAAGCAGUCUUCAUCUGUGCAUCGAUAUGUAUUAUUAUUGGAGCUGUGAUACAAGUCUGCGCCUACGGCAUCGCUGGAGUUUUCUACGUCGGUCGCAUCUUUGUGGGCCUAGGAGUCGGCCAGUUCACCGCAACGUGCUUGAUGUACGUUGCUGAUGUGGCGCCAAGUGCGAUUCGAGGACCAGCUCUCAUGAUGUUCCAGUUCAUGCAGUCCAUUGCGCAGUUCGUUGGGGCUUGCGUCAACCAAGGCACAGAAACAAUUGAUGGUCAAGCACAGUAUCGUCUCCCGAUGGCUCUGUUGGUUGUCCUGCCGUUGACCAUGCUGGUUCUGCUUACUAUCACGCCGGAGUCGCCAGUUUGGUAUAUGGCAAAGGAUCGGCGUGAGGAGGCCAAGAGAUCACUGGAAAAGAUCAAUCGCAGCAAUCCAAACUACGAAUCUGAGACCGACCUCAAGGUGAUUGAAGACCAGAUCGCGCUGGACCGAGACAUGGCUGCAGAGUCGAGCUGGCCUUCCUUAAUAUUGGAUCCAGUUGAACGUCGCAAGCUGAUCUACGCAUGUGGCGUAAUGUUUGCGCAACAGAUAAACGGGAUUCAAUUUUGGUACACGUAUGGCGUGGUCUUUGCCCAGUCCAUUGGGGUCGGCGAGCCUUUUACUAUCAAUACGAUCAUCUAUGUGGUACAGAUUAUUACUGUUGGCUUGUCAGUCAUCUUCGGCAACAAGAUGCGACGACGGACAAACUUACUGGUCUGCACCAUUGGCAUGCUCGUCUCACUGGUCGCCGUCGGUGGGUUGGGCGUUACAAAGGACUCCGAUGGAAACUUUAGCCGUGGCGUUGGUAUCGGUAUCGUGGUGUUUGCAUACUUCAACAUUGUGUUCUACAACUUCUCGAUUGGCACGCUUUCGUACACCAUCGCAUCCGAGAUGGCCGUCGGUCGGAACAGAAAUAAGAUAACGGCAUGCGCCCUAGGGACCUUCUUCUUCACAGUCUGGCUCAUGGUGUUUACCUCUCCAUAUCUGUACUACGAUGCAGAGCUUGGUCCUAUGGUCGGUUUCGUGUACGCCGGGACGACCCUGUUCACACUGGCGUAUGCCUGGUUCUGUGUUGGAGAGACUACUGGCCGGACGAACGCCGAGCUCGAGCGCUUCUUCGUGGAGAGGAUCCCGGUCAGGUCGUGGAGGACACAUGUCUUCGCAGAUGCAGACAUCGGAUCUGUGUACAGUGCAGAGAACGAAAAGGACCAAGCAGUUGAUGCACGCGUGGAGGAGAAGGUAUAG
Molecule: messenger RNA, 1572 nt
Organism: Fulvia fulva
Lineage: Eukaryota; Fungi; Ascomycota; Dothideomycetes; Mycosphaerellales; Mycosphaerellaceae
Product: Galactose transporter
Exons: 7
Coding region: 1-1572 (523 amino acids)
Biological process (GO): carbohydrate transport; transmembrane transport
Cellular component (GO): membrane
Molecular function (GO): carbohydrate:proton symporter activity
Source: RefSeq, a predicted model, not a curated record